Oncorhynchus mykiss (rainbow trout) is the source of this 4435-nucleotide messenger RNA. RefSeq lists its product as uncharacterized. The record is from RefSeq and is a predicted model, not a curated record. Gene Ontology annotation, cellular component: ESCRT I complex. Gene Ontology annotation, biological process: protein targeting to vacuole; ubiquitin-dependent protein catabolic process via the multivesicular body sorting pathway; protein targeting to membrane. NCBI's taxonomy places the organism in Eukaryota, Metazoa, Chordata, Actinopteri, Salmoniformes, Salmonidae.
UGUCAUCUCUACACGGAACUUGAACAACCCGUUAAGGCUAGCCAGCCCGUAAAAUAACGUUCGAUUCUUCUUUUACCGGCUAUUUUCACUCAACCAGAUUGCCUUGUUUGUAUAUUGGGGUCAGGGCUCCCGUGCCCGUUUACGUCAUCCACAUAUAGGAUGAUGCCCGUCAAUGUUGUGUGCAGUGUCGCAACGAAUUUCUUGAUUUGCUAGCAGCAUAACGUAAUUAAUUUUGCCCGCUAACUUGCUUUAUAAUGUGAUAGCCAGUCUGCGUGCUGUGGCUAACUAUAGCUGGCUGACAACAGUAUUAGUGUUGGUUAGCUGAUGGCAAGCCAUCAAUCAAGAUAGCUAGGGUUCGUUCAGCAGGGCACAAUGUUGUGGAACGGUACAAACAUGCCUCUCUGACAUGUAGAAUAAGGAACCCCGACGACAGAUAUCAACAGGGGGUCAGCUCCCACUCAGCCCAGUCAAAGCUCUCUCUGUCCUGGGACCACACUGGUGGAACAAGCUUCCCCCUAAUGUCAGGACAGCGGAGUCCCUGCCCAUUUUUUGUAAAUUUAUUUGAAACCCUACCUCAUCAAGAGUAUCUUAAAUAAGAAAACAAUUCCCUGCAAUAGUCUUUUUCUACUAGCACUGACUUUGUUUUAUAACUACUUUAUUGAGGGAAAAUGUACUUACUAUGACUGUGGUGUGUUGUCUCACCUAACUAUCUUAAGAUAAUUGUAAGUCUCUCUGGAUAAGAGCAUCUGCAAAAUGACUAAAAUGUUUAAAAAAUGAAUAGAUCUAUUGAUAUUUCUAACUGCAACGUUCCACAACGUUUGCCUACUGAAUGUGGCCCAUGUUUAAUGACUAGGCAAAGAUGUAGCCAAGAUAGCAAGCAGCUGAAGUAAUUUAGGCCUGAUCGGAAUUUAGCUCGAGUCUGGUUUAUCAAAGCCUAAAAUCGGUCCUGGCAAAUCAAUGGACAAGCUUCAGGACCUCAGCCAAUCCGAGUUGGAGGAUUUGCUGGACAAUACAGAGCGGGUGGAGUCCAUGGCAUUGGAAUCUGAUGAGAUUCAGAACAUCCAGCUGGAGAGGGAGAUGGCACUGGCCUCCAACCGUAACCUGGCAGAACAGAACCUGGACAUGAAGCCUCGCCUGGAGAGACAGAGAGAACAUCUAGUGGAGAGAUACUCUGAACUGGAGGGAGUCAGAGAUACCUACAGACAACACUGUGACCAGAAAGAUGGCAUCAUGGGGCAGGCAUCACCGGAGGGGUUGUUCUCCAGACUUCAGACAGAGGGCGCCAGCACGGAGACGGAGUCAGAGUCUCUGGCAGAUGAGUUUCUGGACGGCCGGCUGUCUCUGGACUCGUUCCUCGACCGUUUCCUCUCCCUUCGCUCCCUCGCUCACAAAAGACGGGUGCGGAUAGAGAAACUGCAGGACAUCCUGCGGCAGAAGAAGGAGACCGCCGCGGGCGAUGCCUCCGCCGGCUCCGUGACGUCACAAACGAGCGCCAAUCAAGACCCGGCGACGACACAGUCAUCGCCAUGGAAUCAUCAUCCUCAGCAACAACAACCGCAGCAGAAUUCCAAUCCCAACAACCACGCUGGUUUCCAAAACGGCCCCGGUUCCGCCCUACCUUACACCCCUUACCCUGUCUCCCCUCCUAACCCGACAGCCACCUCUGCAGUAUCAGGCCCAGUCCCGUCCAUUCCCCCAGGUCAAUGUCCACCCUACCCCAGCCCCGGCUCACCUUUCACCUCAGCGGCGGGCUACUCAGCCCGUCCUGCUUUUGGGCCUCCGGCCACUGCCUGCCCAUACCCCACCCAGCCAACGUUCCCUGGUGUCCCCGGCUCAGGGUCUGCUUUCGGGCAGUACAGUGCCCCCAACACCGCCCCCUACCCCUCUGCGUACACCUACGGUGGGGUUGGGGGGUAUAGCUACCCCAUGGGCCCUGCUCUGCCCAACUCUCAGUCCCCCACAGGCAGGCCGCAGUACAGGCCCGGGUUUGGAGUGCCACAGCCCUACUCCUGAACCUCCCUCUGCUCUCACCCCAUCACUCCUCUCCCACCACACAUUCUCCAGUCUCUCUCAUUCACUCUUUUUUUCGGACUCUUUACCUUUCUCUCUCUCUCGAUCUGCCUCUCUCUCUCUCGAUCUGUCUCUCUCUCUCUCUCUCUCUCUCUCUCUCUCUGCCUCUUCUCCUCCCCCUCCCCUCCUCUCAUUCAAGUGCAUAACUGUCUCAGGACCUCCCCUUGUGCUCCAAUGUGUUAGAAACACUCUCCCAUUGGCUGUCAACCCCUUCUCUCUCUCUCUCUCUCUCUCGCUCUCCUCUCUCCUCCUAUUGGCUGUCAGCCUUUUUACUCUUCUCCCUCCCUUUGUGGAAUACUGAGCCAAUCAAAAAAGACCUUGGCCAUGUACGUUUCAGAUAGAAAUGGAGCUGACGUGACUCUUUAUUCGACAUGUCAGAGAGCCAUGUUUUACAUAAAAUAUAUCUACACAUCAUGUAUUCCUUAUCAAUGGUUUCACCCUGUAGCACAAGUCCAUUGUGGCACUGUGUUCGGUAUAUGCAUUAGAGUACAUUUGACUUGUUCUAACACCCAUAUCAUUCUACACCGAUGUCAGAUGACAUGUGUUGAUCAUAUUCGUUCGUAUAUGAUGAUAACUUAAUACCCACCCGAACCAAAAUGUUUUCCAGGUGCAGUUUUGUUCAGGAAUUCUGUUCUGUAAACUCUUUCUUGCUCUUCGUUCUGGUUAGAAAGUACUUAAGACAAUACUAAAGAAGGAAAAUCCUAGGAAGUCAUAGCUACUCUAUAGGAUCUGACCAUGUAAUUGUAUUCAUUAUGAUCUAAAAGGCUAAACUGAUCCAAUAUCAGCACUCUUAGUCUGAGAGGCUUUAUGAAUGCGGGCCCUGAUCAGUGGUCCUUUUGGAGACUUCAAUAACCCUGUCUUCUUUCUUAUUCACCUGGCUGUGCAUGUAUGAUGUUUGUUUCUUAGCCAAAUCUGGACAUCUUUACAGGUUGAGGAUCUUAAUCUGACCAGUUUUUCACAGCAGGAAAAUAAUCCUGCAGCAAAAGGAUGUGAAUUAUUGCGUGGAUUAUAAUUCAUGGAGGUUUUUUUUAAGGGUUGAUUUUUUUAAAAUAUAAAAAAUUGUCGGGGCGAAUCAAGUCUGAAGUUACAAACUUUAAAAUUAUUUUUUUCAACCUUGAAUACACUACAAGUUUGCAUUUUCUGCUGUGCAGGGUGAUCAAAUUAAGAUCCUACAUCUGUAUGUCCUACAAGUUUAGCUUCCAAGUCUUUUCUUUCUUGGCAGAAUGUUUUGGUUGGUUGUUUAGGUAUUGUGAUGCCUAUUGACAAUGAUGUCGUUGUUUACAGAAUCAUAUCUGUAUUCUCUGUCGAGGAUCAUGCCUGUUUCUCUGGUAUCUCCGUUUUUCUCUCCCUCCCACACGCUACAACUUCACACUCCGUUUCGUCCCCCGUCCCUGAGGGCUGACUUGGCGUUAAACUCACCUCUCGUCUUUCUCUCCUUCCCUCUCAACUCACUCUCUCUUUCACCCUCUCCCUCCUUCUCCAACAUCUGCCUGUUGACAUGAACUGAUUGAUGCUUGACAAUGAUUGCAAAUGAGGAAAUUGUUUAUUUCUGUAAGUUCACUUCCAGUGAGAAUAUGUGAUUUGUAUAAAUGAUUAAAGAGAUGUUGUUGAUAACAAGGGACUAAUGGUCUGCACCCAAAAUGGAAGCCUAUUCCCUUAGGCCUCUGGUCAAAAGUAGUGCACUAUAUAGGGGGAGUGGGUGCCAUUUGUGACUGAUCUGCCUGCUUUAGCUCAGAAAGCACAGGAUGAGAGAGCUGUGACGGGGGUACUACAGCGAUUCAUACCGCCUUCAUGACGGCUCAUACAGCAUUCAUAGACACUUAUGUCAUCUUAGUCAUGAGCUCUUCAACCCUAGUCAGUGGUCUUAAACUGAGUGUUACUACAUUGGUUGCCAUCAUGCUCUAUGAAGGUGUUAUGUAGCGCCUAUGUAGGGCCUCUUCAUCAGGUUAACUGGUUGGAAUGACUGGUCUACGACCAGGGGGCAGUGUCUUACUGGUAUUAUCACACUACUACUGUCCCAAAUGGCACCCUACCCCCUACUGAAUGCACUACUUUUGACCAGAGCCCUAUGGGCAGGGAAUAUGGUUCUGUUUGGGACGUGACUAAAAGAAGGAAAAGAUGAGUCAGAAAUUUAGAAGCCCAACGGAGAUACGCAGCAUUAAUAAGGGGGAAAUAAAAACACAAGCUUGGAGCUUGUUUUAAGUUUCUUAUUUUUUUGUGUGAAUAUUAUUAAACACUGAACUUGAUCUAAGAGCUAUGUUCUGACUCGUAAUUAGAAAUAUAUAUUUUCUUUUUUAUCUACUUGUCUUUUUUAUUUUCUCUCGCGUUGGGAGAAAAUAAAAAUACCACGGUAGCUGUCUCAUGC